Acipenser ruthenus (sterlet) is the source of this 4180-nucleotide messenger RNA. Its product is annotated as trichohyalin. The record is from RefSeq and is a predicted model, not a curated record. NCBI's taxonomy places the organism in Eukaryota, Metazoa, Chordata, Actinopteri, Acipenseriformes, Acipenseridae. The transcript has 6 exons. The coding region runs from base 828 to 2882 and encodes 684 amino acids.
UUUAAAUCCUCUUCAGCACUCUGCGUGUUUUCAUUUUGUAACAUUAACGUGGUUUUCUCUCCUUAAAAAAAUCAGGAGUUCAUACAGAGGUGAAAAUGUGAACCGCGGUUCUAAAUAGGUACAGUUUGAACGCAUUGUUGAUACAAAUGGGCUUCUUUACAGAUAGUGUCAAACACAGACUCACUUUACCUGCGAGAAAAACAAACGCGGCCUCCGCGGGGUUUAAAUGAGACGUGCCAAACAACAACAUUCAAGCUUUCUUGUUAUUAUAUAAAUAUAAUCGUACACAGCUGACAAAGAGGAAGCACAGAAUGCGCAAUCGACACUGAACUCAUUCGGCAACAUGCGCUUCGUGUUUCGGGUUAAAUAUUUGGACAAAGGGUCAUUUUCAAGUGAAAUGUUUGCACAAAAGUUCACGAAGUGACCCAUUUUUUUUUUUUUUUUUUUUUUUUUUUGUACUUUUUGCCACAAAACAAUUUGCAUAGCUUUCGCAAAGGCUUUUUUCACCGGAAUGACGUAUCUAGAAAAACACGCUGAGUAAAUCUGUGGACACGAUCCCUCGCUUGCUUUUUAAGCAAGGCUUUUAGAAGUGCGUACUUGUGCGCUGGGGGGUUGCCUGGCUGCGGUAAGGUGUGUGCAGGUAGAGAAGUCGGCGGUGACUCGCUCUGACAGACUGACUGCGUAAUUGAAUUAGGCAAAACUGCGCUCUGCAGCUUCUGGGGUGGGUGACACUCGAUUUUCAAACACAGAAACAACUUAUCACAGACUUUCAGGACUACCUGCGCCGUGACCGAAAGCGUUUUCAGUUGUUGGUUUUGUUUUUAAUCAUGCACGCCGAGGUCUUGGAAAGGCAGGCGACCCCGAGAAGGCGAGUUUUCUCCAGGUGUAUGAGCGAGGACGGCGUUUUAGACUACAUGAUCAAGGAGGGUGAAGGGCCACUGUCUGCAAAGCGAGGGGCCCGAACACAAGCCAGACGGGCGCACCUGAAGAGCCUGGAGAAUGAGAAGCAGCAGACUGAAGAGGAGGAGCUGGUGUUGAAAUCUCUAGAGAUGUCUGAUGAGAGUGAGCUGCAGGAGCAGUAUGAGGAAGCCCUGCAGUCUGUGAAGCAGCUGGAGGUCCAGCAGGGGGUCCUGUGCUUCGAGGUGGACUGGCUACGGGACGUGCUGGAGGGGACGGAGGAGCAGCUCGCUGAGGCGGAGAGGCAGAGCCGAGACGCAUACCUGGAGAUGGAGCGCGAGAGACAGGCCAAGCAAGAGCUGGAAGGAACAGUGAGGAGGCUGCUGCAGGAGCUGGAGAGGCUGAGAGAGGAGAAUUCCACCAAUCAGGUCACAAUGGUGGAGAAAGCUUGUGGGACAGAAGAUAUGGAAGGAAGCUGGACUGUGAGGGAGGAGAGGAAAGGGAGAGCUGGAAGGUACGGCGAAAGACAAGGAAAAUGGGAAGAUGGAGGAGGAGAGAGGGAAGAAAACAGAGAUGAAGAGAGAAUCCAGGAAGAGAACCACCAGGAUCUUGAAAAAUACCAGCUUCCUGUUUAUAAAACCAGCGCCGGCAGCAUUCCAGACAUUCCCAAACCUCCCGGUGAAGUGAGUUUGGAAAACCGGGAAGGGAAAUAUUCCGACAUGGGAUGGGAAAGGGAAGAAAAGACUCAUUUUAUAAAGGACAUGGAAAACUCCCAGCAAGAAAGAGUAGUUCCUGACGACAGCCAGGGAGCAGACUGGGACUCUAGUGAGAAACUCGAGGAAGAGAGAGGGAAAGAGGAUGAUAAAAAGGUAGAAGAGACUGCUGGAAAGAGGGAGUUGAAGGCAGGACCAAAGGAGGAUGAGCAGAAACCAGGGAAAUUGGAGACAAAAGCCGGAGGAAUUCUGUCAUCCUUUUUUGGAAAACUAAGUGCGAAGCCUCUAGAUCUCAAGACUGGAAACCCCCAACAGCUACAAAAAGAGGAGACGGCAAUCCUGAACCCUGAACACCAGGUGGUACUAGAGAGCAGUGGAAACACAGUGACGGCAGCAGCAACAGAGAUGGGGCUUCAAACAGGGAGCCAGCAUAGGAGUGCAGAUUCAGGACCGACUCAAACACAAAUACUGCUAGUAAACAGAGCAGGAUUGGAAGGGGGUGGAGGGCAGGCACUGGGAGUUCCUAGCACUGCAACAGGAGAUGAAGGGGGGGUAGCAAAGGGGGGCGGAGAUGGAGUGCAAGUCAUAAAGGGAGAAUGGAGCAGGGUGUCCAUAGAUGGAAGCACAGAUUUAGCCACAAAUUCUGAUUUAAAUAAAGAUUUAUUCACGGUUUUAGCCACGGAUUUGGGGAAGACAAAUGCAGAGCCAGACAAGGGGAUAGAAGAAGCCGUGCAGGAGAAGAUUGCAGAUCUCAAAGCAACUGAGGACAAGGAGGAAGAUGAACGCGCCAUGGUCAAACUCGAGAAAAUGUUCCACAAGACUUUAUCCAAGUUUCCCAGCUUCCGUGUUUCAGGGCCACCUAGUGAUGAAACAGGAGGGAAACGGAAUGUCAUUGGGAAAAGUGGGAUCUCGGAAGAAGAGAAGAAAAAUUCCAAUGAGAUCAAAGAGAAUGCUGAGGAAACCAAGGAAGAUCCACUGAAAUGGGAUGCCCGGGAUGAAAUGAAGAUGAAAGAGGCUCGGUCUUCUUCCGGGGAGGACGAUAUGCAGGACUGUCUGGAGAGGGUGGACGGAAAUCUGGAAUCUCCUUUUCUGGAUGCUUUGGGAAGCCCGGAAGCAGCUGAUGGGCAAACCCAGUCAUUGCAAGGUCAGGAAUCUACCCCAUCCAUGAAUUCCCCUCCCAGCGACCUCUCCCAGUCCCGGGAAUCUCUGAAUGAGAAACACAAUUCCGGGACACAAAGUGGGAAUAGUCCGGAACCCUGCAACAUCUCCUGAAACAUUCCCCAGGGGUUUUCAAGCUGAUGGAAUUACUUUAGAUUUGUUCACGUAUUUUAUGUUCUUAUUUCUAGAUGUUUAUUUGAGGAGCACAACUGGGACACCGUGUCACUCUCCCUCUGUCCGUCUCCACCCCGCAUCUCAACACUUUGUUCUGGGUUUUUGUAUAAAUAAUCAAAUAUAAUAAUACCAUUUCCAGGUAUCUGAUUGUCCAGAAUGGUUUUUACCAUUUAGAAGAAAAAGACCACUACAGCAUUGAAUCCUCAGUAGGACUGCUUGAAACUCGCACUAGCCCAGCGCCGGGGUUCAGAACAGUCUUCAGACAAGCAUAUCAUUGAAAUGAUCAGGAGUUUGAUGUUAAAUAACGUGUUUCUCCCUUAUAGCUGCAUGAACAGCUCUUAUUAGCAGAUUCUCCAGGGUCCUAGCCCCUCCUGCCCCUGCUCAUUUCAAUAAUAUUCCUGUACAGGGGAAUGUCUGAAGCCCAGGACUGGGUGCGGGGCUAGUGCAAGACUUGGAACUCCCACCCUAGUGUAAACUACAGUAGCAGACAAACGAGUUAGGAUCUCUCUUGUUAGCCACUGCUCUGAAACUUCAAGCAAAACAAUGCAAGCAUCAGCCAAAGAGUACAAACCUCUCAUUUUAAACACUUCUUUUAAGGUUGGACUUGGACCGUUUGCUUGUCAAUGAUAGACAUGUUAAACCACAUUACUAGAGGAAGAGACUGCCCUGCACUAAGGACUGCUUUUGAGAACUACCUUGAAUUCUGUUAUAAAAUGUGCCAGCAGUUGGGCCCAUGCUAAACCCUUCCAUAGUUACCUGGGUGUUUUCCGAUCGAUCCAUUGAAGACUCCGGUUUUGAGAUUUGAUCAUCUGUUGGAUAUCACCUGUAAUACCUGUCCUGUCAUUUUCUUCUCUGUAGUGUAAUAACCAGGACUAGAUCAAUCAAACCCGUCGCAUAUCUUUUCUCCAGUUUCUUUUUGUGUUGUUUGUAUCUGCACAGCAGCGUUCGGUGGCAGAUACAGGGUAUUAUAAAUUACUGUAUUAAAGAUCUGUCGAAACUCCAGCUCUCCUGUGUAAAAAUAGCUCUGACUUCACCAGGUGAUGAAGGAGAUGUUCGUGGUCCUGAGAUGCUUCUAACACCAGAUUUCGUCUCAUUACUGUUUUUAACUUUUGUUUUAGCUAUGAUAUAAAUAUAUGUAGAGGUAUAUUGUUUUUAAUAUGGAUGUAAGAAUGCAUGUGCUGUUACGGUGAUGCAAAUGUGUUGGCUGAAGAAUAAAAAUAGUAUUUUUAUUAUUUUAA